Epinephelus moara (kelp grouper) is the source of this 6555-nucleotide messenger RNA. It is a transcript of the gene acaa1, whose product is annotated as acetyl-CoA acyltransferase 1. Lineage: Eukaryota; Metazoa; Chordata; Actinopteri; Perciformes; Serranidae. Gene Ontology annotation, biological process: phenylacetate catabolic process; fatty acid beta-oxidation. Gene Ontology annotation, molecular function: acetyl-CoA C-acyltransferase activity. Gene Ontology annotation, cellular component: peroxisome. The record is from RefSeq and is a predicted model, not a curated record. Bases 107 to 1402 code for a protein of 431 amino acids. The transcript is spliced from 12 exons.
CGUCCUGAGUAUAGGACACGGAAGUGACGCAGCCUGACAGCUGAGGGCAGAGUACAAAUCAAACAGGCCGCCUGCAGCUGUGUAACUUUGGUGUUUUGUCGUCGUUAUGAACAGAUUACAAAUCAUUUCGGGCCACCUGUGUCCCUCCGGCUCCUCCGGCUCCUCCGGCUCCUCCGGGCACAGCCGGGAUGUGUGGCGGACGGAGUGCGGCUCAGCGGGCAGCAGCGGCCCGGAGGACGUGCUGGUUGUUCACGGACGGAGGAGCGCUGUGGGCAAAGCUAAGAGAGGAGCCUUUAAGGACACCACGCCUGACGAGCUGCUGAGUGCAGUCAUGACAGCUGUGCUGACAGAUGUUGGACUGUCAGCCGACAAACUGGGAGAUGUUUGUGUCGGUAACGUGCUGCAGCCCGGUGCCGGUGCUGUGAUGGCCAGAGUGGCUCACUUCCUCAGCGGGUUUCCAGAGACGGUGCCCGUCUACACCGUCAACAGACAGUGCUCCUCCGGGCUGCAGGCUGUGUUUAACAUAGCAGGAGCCAUCAGGAGCAGAUCCAUUGACCUGGGCCUCGCAUGUGGAGUGGAGAGCAUGUCUCUGCGUGGGAUGGGAGACCCUGGAGAUUUGAGCUCCAGGCUGACGGACAACGACAAGGCCCGAGACUGCCUCAUCCCGAUGGGCAUCACCUCAGAGAACGUGGCAGAGAAAUUUGGCGUCUCCAGAGAAAAGCAGGACGCCUUUGCUCUCAGUUCUCAGCAGAAAGCGGCCCGGGCUCAGAGCACAGGUGUGUUUGACCAGGAGAUCGUUCCCGUCACCACCAGGUUUGUGGACAACGAGGGGAAGGAGCGUGAGGUGACGGUCACUAAGGAUGAUGGGAUCAGAGCGGGAACGACUCUGGCAGGACUGAAAAAACUCCGGCCGGCCUUCAAACCUGACGGCAGCACCACCGCAGGUAACUCCAGCCAGGUGAGUGACGGAGCAGCAGCCGUGCUGCUUGGUCGCAGGUCUGUGGUCGAGGCUCUGGGUCUGCCCGUCCUGGGAGUCCUGAGGGGCAGCGCAGUGGUGGGUGUUCCUCCAGAUCUGAUGGGGAUUGGACCAGCAUUCGCCAUCCCUGCAGCUCUGCAGCAGGCAGGACUCACUGUGGCUGAUAUCGACGUGUUUGAAAUCAACGAGGCCUUUGCCAGUCAGGCCGUGUACUGUGUGGAGAAACUGGGGAUCCCGCUGGAGAAGGUGAAUCCUAACGGAGGAGCCAUCGCUCUGGGUCACCCUCUGGGCUGCACCGGAGCUCGACAGGUGGUGACGCUCCUCAACGAGCUCAAACGCAGAGGCCGAAGGGCGUACGGCGUCGUGUCCAUGUGCAUCGGGACUGGGAUGGGAGCGGCUGCUGUGUUUGAAUACCCCGGACCGUAGGAGCCAACUCAAGACUGUCACUGUGAUUCAAAGCCCCUUUCAGACAUGACCCGUAAUCUGCCUUCUUCAGACCGUCUGCACAGCUCAGGUGUGAUCAGUUACAUUUACACAAGGUCAUGAUAUUUACACAGCAUGGCCACCGACUACAAAAGACCAGUUGUCUGCAGGCUACCAGAGCUGCUUUGGUCAGAUUCGGAAACCAAGAGCUGGUGUCUCUCUUUACUGUCCAAGAAGGGUGAAAAGAUCCAGAAUCAUCAGUGUAAAGUGAAAACACUGAUCCACAUCACCAUCUCAAAGAUAUGCCUUAUUGUGAAAUUCCAAAGGCGCGUUUGUGUCACUAGCACAUAGUCUGAGUGGGUGGAAGUUCGCUGCAUAGAUCAGCCUCUCACUGGGCGGAACGAGCCACCCGCUGAAGUCCCGCCCUAAAACCUCCGGUUGUGUAGCAGGUUUCAACACGUCCUUUACUAACUUUUGCGGUGUUGGAUCUUGCAGGGAUGUAGCCAUUUUUCUGCCAUGGUUCGCGUCCUGUAGGCGAUAUCUUUCUUUUCUUGAGAAAGGUCUGGUGAGCGAGACUACUAGCACAUGACGCCAAGCAGAUAAUGAAAGCAGCCAUGACAAAGACAAUAAGGAUAUUUACUCUCCUCUCAGGAAUAAAUCAGCAGUGACAUUUUUGGGGGGAUUUUGGAGAAAAGAGGGUCAACAGAAGAUCAUGCUAUAUGCACACAGUGCUGCCAUGUGAUUAAAAUACUCACACAGGCUGGAAUUAAACCGCGCUGUUCUGCCGCAGGAUGCAGUGACUUAAACCAACAGUGAGUAAGAAGUAGAAAUAAUACAUGGAAUUCGUUAGGCUGGCAGUAGAGGAAAACUCUGCUAGCUGCUAGGCUCAUUUAUGUAAAGCUGAACUUUGACAGUUAUUAGCGAGCCGAAUUUUAUACUUUUGUUAAAUGUUCUUGUUGUAAAGCCAUGCGUUAUGUCUUAGUGGAGUCAAUUUAAAGUAGGUUAAAGUUUUUUUGUCUUUGCACCAGUGUCCUUUUUCAAUUGUUCUUGAAGAGUAAGCGUAUGCAGCUGCCUGGAGAAAAGGCGUCGUACCCAGCGUCUUUUUCCAGAGCACUCCGCAUUUUUUUGCAGCCGCUCCGAGUGCUUUAAGUUGAAAAUCUCUAACUGUCGCAACACAGAUAGAAAAGGUCAUUUUGUGGGAGCAGAUCGGUGGCAGACACUACAUGUUGCUGGUGAGGGUUGUGCUGUUAUCACCAUUGGCUUCGUAAGCUUGAAGUUGACCGUGUAGUCAGCCCUCUGUUAGUGUAGCGUUAUUUUAGCUAACUGGCUAAUGUUAGUGUCAAGAUAUUGUUGUCAUAGAAACAAAACCCACAUGCAGCGCAUCAUUUAAACAAUCAGCAGUAGUGUUUUUUUAUGAGGCGCUUGGAUAAAGUGCUCCCAGCACUGCCAGUGCUUUUCUCCUGGACAAAAAAACACUAUGUGGACUCUGUGCAGCGUCUUCUCUGACCAAUCAUCUCAUAUCUAUCGCAGGCCCGAAUCAAAAUCGUAUCGUGGCAGAUUUAGCAAACAUCGUAUCUUCUAAAGAAUCCAUAAAAUAUUGUAUGGUGAUACUACAGCCAAUGAGACAACAAGCUUAAAGGACAGCCUCACAUUAUUUUAAAAUAAGUCAGGUGCACACAGGAACACUGGAACAGGUUUUGCUUGCUGUAAAUAUUCCUUCCAUUUCUCUUGGACACUAACAGAUCCCUUCCUAAUGCAGUUUCAAAUAAAUCUUUACAGGUUAAGUAUGAAGUUUUCUCUGUGUAGUUAAAAAACAGAAUUAAAAUUCAUACUAAACAGACUUGUCUAAGUGUCUAAUUCAGACUCCUGAAGUGUCAGAUAAACUUUGGAAUACAUUUUUUGCAGAGAAAGAGGACUGUAGAUUUUGUCCCUUUUGACUUACACUGAAAUAAAGAGAUCGCUUAAUGUCCAGCAUGAACAGGAGGACAGAUUACAGCAAGGAAAAGCUGCUCCGGUGUUCAUAUGUUUACCUGACUGCUGCUUUAAGACAGACUUUAAAAUCUGUUAACCUGUUUUUAAGCUUGUUAUCUCACUGGAAGGCACAAAGAGUCGGCAGCUCUUCCUUUCAGCACCAGACCAAAUUCAAACCACUUUUAAUUAAUGAGCUCAUAAAAGUAUCAAGUACUGGUCUUUUGUUAUCGGUGGCCAUGCUGUGUAAAAACAUUAUCGUGUGUAUGAUUACUGGCAGUGUAACUGAUCACACCUGGGCCAUGUAGAUAAUGUAAUAAACCCGUCCUUUAGCGUCACGCUGCUGUAAACAUGUCACCUCAUACGCAGGUUUCUCACCUAAUGCCAGAGGCAACAUGUUGUGAAAACAUUACUACGUUCAUAUUAGUACACACUGGUCCUAAUACUUAAACAGAGUCAGCAUGAAGCUCAAACAGCUGUGACUCAAUAGAUCAACUCAGCAGUGUGAAAGGUUUAAUGUCUGAAAGGGGCUCCAGAGAUUAGACUCAACCUUUAAAUCAAUCUGUCACUGGGCGAAUGCUGCUGCACUUUAGCUGUUAAUACUUGUAUAGAAGAAAUAUUUCAAACAGCAGCUGAUUAAGUGCCUUUGAUUUUAUGUUGCUCAUCAAAACACUGAUUUAUGCUGCUUUAAUUCUUUAAGUGAAACAGGUAAAUAUGGGCAGGAGGAGUGGUGAGCUGUGGGAUGAAGGACUGCAGACGACAGUUACUGUUUUCUGUAAUCAAGGUACAAAUAUGUCAAGCAGUCCUGCUGCCAUAUGGAAAAUUAUUUGCACUGUAGCAGCAUGAACUUAAAGGCCACCGUAGUUCACAGCUCCUCUACCCCCACUUAGACUUAAAAAAGCCUUUUGUUUUUUAGCAGCAUUAAUCAGGAGUUCAUGUGUGUAACGAUACUAAAGGUUUACUGUAGGUUUCUAAAGGAUGUUGUGACCACAGUACUUUCUGUCAAAUCUAAGGACCAAUCCCAAACAGCCAGUCUGUAAAUGAAUGUAAUCCUGAUUAAUAACACCUCUUCAUGAGGCGCUGUGCGUUUGUGAGACAUCAUUAGCAUCAUCUACGGCUGAGAAAUUUUCACAUAACCAUGCUGCUCUGUGAGCUUUAUCCACAAAACUGUUACCGAAAUGUGAACAAAGAGUCGGGAAUUUGUCACAGCAAACUUCAAGCCAGCUGUCAGAAAUCUAUUUAGCAGUCAGUACUCGUCUUCAGGGAGAUCUUUGUGACUCAGAAUAUUUCAGGAACAAUUUGAAAAUAUACAUUUUACUGCUGCAGACGACAAAAAAAAGAGAGGAAAUGUUCAGGAUGUCUGGAUCAAGAUACUGAGUCCUAUAAAACUGAACAUCUGCAGAUUUAGAGUCAGAUGCGAUUCUUUAAUUAACCUAAAUGUCAUUGAACCAAUCAACUAUCAGCGUGAUUACGAUAAGUCUCUGCGUGCAAACAGGCUCCCAGGAAGUGCGCCGGGCUUUAUGCUAUUGAUGCCAUUGGGCCGAAAAAGACUUUUCCCAUAGACUUAGCCUGACGUUUUGUAAAUCAAUGGAUACAAUUUUUGAGAGCACAGCCCCCGAAAAAAGAGCCUCACGAUUAAAUCAUUGUAUCUCCAUUCAAGUUAGCAAAGCACUUAACCUGAGGUUAGCUGUUUGCACAGUGGACGUUAGCAGCUCUGCGACGCUCGGCCACCGCAAAUCUCUAGGUCGCUUGCUCCGUGGGCCCCACAGUAUGAAAGAUUUUUUGCCUUCAUGCACUACUGAGAAACUUUCAUAGGAUUGAACGGGGCCCCGCCUUAAACGCUGUAUCUAGAUCUCUUUAUACAUCCAAGGCUUCCUCCUCUGUGUGCUCGUCUUUGUUUACAGUCCAAUUGGCAAGUUGGGAGGCCACAUACAGAUUCAUGAUGCUCUGUAAACCGUUAUUUGCACAUGAAUGCAGAUAAAUUAGGAACAAACUUGCUGAGUUGUCGUCAAACAAUAGCUGAUGGGUUCAAGGACUGCAUUUCUACUAUGCUUUCCGCCUCUUGUUGUUCUCACGGUAGGGUCAGGUAGCUAACUCGGUACUUUUAAGAGUACCAACCGAAUUACGUUACGAGCACUGAUUCGCGUUAAUCAAGUUUCAGUACCUCAAGGCGCUUCUGAGUGAGACAGUGAGCCACGUCCCGACUGGAGCUGAUGGCGGUUACUCAAGACAAUGGAGCAGAAUCCUUCCCAUUGGAAAUUAUAUUUGUGCUAUUACAGAGAAAGUAAAGUACUGGACAAAGUUAGUGUUUGGUUCAAAUGUGAACAGUACCCAGCCCUACCACAUGGACUAUUUAAGGUUGGGUACUGUUAAAAUUUGAACCGAUACCGGAACCAACACUUCCUUUUUUUAGUACUGUAAAUGUAAAACAAAAUGUAAUUUUGCUAUCAAAUCCUGCUCAAAGGUGAUCUUUCAAUACUCAUCAGAUGAAAGCCAGCAUGUACCUGAUACCAAAAUCUUGUCCCUUUGCCGACAGAUUCAGCAUACAUUUGCAGAUUAUGAUUAUGUAUCUAACUCACUGUAAUAACAGUCAUAGCUAAUUGAUUUGAAUACUGAAACUCUGUUCAUUAAAUUUAAAAGCUCAUAUUAUUAAUGUAAUAAUAAUAAAAGAUAAGUUGGAAUAAUACGACUUCUAUAUUUAAUAUGACGCGACCUGCUAGAGAGAGGAAGUCUCAGUCUGUUGGAGCUGUUGAACUGGAGAGGAUGAUACUGAACUGAGACGUGCAUACAGACCCCGAGGGCAGCCGUCGGAGAGAAUUCAAUGUGCCGAAAUAUGCCGCCAAAAAAUAUAUAAAAAUAAAUCUUUCCCUGAUAGUGACGUGCAGAUUAUCUGUACAUGACUUGUGUGACAGCUCUGUACCACUUGAGAACCUGAUUCUUACCGAAGAGCAAAUUCAUGAAAGUACGAAAACACUGGUGAAUGGCCCAAUUUUUUUUUUUAAAAAUCGCUCAAACGCAGCACAUAAAAAUGAAUCUGUUUAUACUGCUGCUUCUUGCCUGAGGCCCAAUUUAUCAGUUAUCAUCUACAUUAACUUUUGAAUAACUGUAGACUUUUGUAAAACUGAAUUGUGAAUAAUGUCUUUACAUAACUGAUUUUCUAUGUGUAAAAAUAAAACGUUUCAACAGGA